Leptonychotes weddellii (Weddell seal) is the source of this 1789-nucleotide messenger RNA. NCBI's taxonomy places the organism in Eukaryota, Metazoa, Chordata, Mammalia, Carnivora, Phocidae. The record is from RefSeq and is a predicted model, not a curated record.
AUACUUGGUCUACAGACAGGGAAUACAUGUGAAUUCAGGGACCCCCUGUGACCAUUCCAGAGUCCUCUAGGGUCUGUGAUUCCCAAGUUGGGAAACAGUGGAUUGAGUAAGAAGGGCAAGAAGCAUGCACAUAGCUAACCCGGGAGUUGAAUCCACAGCCAUUUCUCAUUAGUCUACGCCAGGAAUGUGUUGGUGGGUGGUUUAAUGAAAAAUAGGAGAUGCAGAGCACAGGCCUUGGUCAUGAAGUUGGCUGGGAUAUUAGAAAUCUACAUAGGGGGGUGGUAGCAGGCCCAGGAAGGCAAGAUGCAUGGCAAGGUGGGCAGAAGACACACUUAAACUGCCUUGUAGGACUGGCUCUCCAAGGGCUUUUCCCACCAUGGAUCCAUUCCUGUGAUUCUCCCAACUUCACUGUUGGGGAAGCAGCCUCAGGGUCCAUCUUCCAGCCUUCUCAGAGGGGUCUCCCCAGCCACUCUUCUGAGGAGACAGAAAUGGGACCCAGAGGUCCUUCUUUGGGCCUCUCCAGGCUUCAGAGGAAGGACUGCAGAAAAGGGGCCCCAGGAGCAUCUUUAACUUUGUUCCUCUUUCUUUAUCUGACCGACUCCUUGGCAGUGACAUUUAUCAGAUGGAGAAAGACAUCGCUAUAGAGCAGGAGAGGAAUGCUCGCUACCGACCUCCCAAAAUCUUGGAGCCCACAGCCUACCAGGAACCCCCACCCAAGCCCAGCCGGCCCAAGUAUAGACCCCCUCCACAAACCAACCUUCUGGCUCCCAAGCUGCAGUUCCAGGUCCCUGAGGGUCUGUGUGCCAGCUCACCUACGCUCACCAGCCCUAUGGAGUAUCCAUCUCCUGUAAACUCACUGCACACCCCACCUCUCCACCGGCACAAUGUCUUCAAGCGCCACAGCAUGCGGGAGGAGGACUUCAUCCGACCCAGCAGCCGAGAAGAGGCCCAGCAGCUAUGGGAGGCCGAGAGGCUCAAGAUGCGACAGAUUCUGGACAAGCAGCAGAAGCAGAUGGUGGAAGAUUAUCAGUGGCUGAGGCAGGAGGAGAAAUCCUUGGACCCCAUGGUGUACAUGAAUGACAAGUCCCCGCUGACCCCGGAGAAGGAGGCCGGCUACACGGAGUUCACGGGCCCCCCGCAGAAGCCACCACGGCUGGGCGCGCAGGUAUGUGUUGGCGGUGCUGAAGCUGGUAAUGAGUUUGAAUCAGAGCUAUACAAGACACAAGGCCAUGAGCUGUGAAGGCUUCAGAGGCCCUCAGAAGGAAUCCAGUCGUGCAUCCUCAUUGUAGAGCUGAGGCUCAGAGAGAAGUACCUUGUUUAAGGCCACAUAGUGAAUUCGUGAAAAAGCAAGGGGAAACCCAGUCUCCUCAUCUCCUGUGCCCCCCUCCCUGACCUGGAAGAAAGCUCAUUGACCCAGCCCUAGGAGCAGGAAGUGUGGACCCCCUUCCUCUCUCAAGCUGUCCCCUCGGCUUCCUGCACCCACACUGUUCUCCCAGUAGCCUGGGGCCAGGUGCUGGCUUUCCUCACUCUGGAACAGUGGCUAUGAGCCUUGGCCCCUGUUAGAACCAUCCGAGGAGCUUGGAAAACCACCCGGCCCCCAAACCCAGGCCGAUUCUCAUCUGAGAACCACUGCCCUGAAAGCAGAAAGGGGGGAUGCACCCCCCCAAGGACAGGGCACCAUUAUUCCGGAGAAGAGUCUUUUCAAAUUGGGCUAGAGGCUGUGUUGGCACAAUAGUGCCUGCCCAAGAAAGAAUCACAGUGUCCCCCAGACUCACAACCCUCCCCUCUA